Messenger RNA from Amyelois transitella, 6562 nucleotides. It is a transcript of the gene hop, whose product is annotated as tyrosine-protein kinase hopscotch. Bases 306 to 3587 code for a protein of 1093 amino acids. The transcript is spliced from 22 exons. Gene Ontology annotation, biological process: cell surface receptor signaling pathway via JAK-STAT; intracellular signal transduction; cytokine-mediated signaling pathway. The record is from RefSeq and is a predicted model, not a curated record. Gene Ontology annotation, cellular component: cytosol; cytoskeleton. NCBI's taxonomy places the organism in Eukaryota, Metazoa, Arthropoda, Insecta, Lepidoptera, Pyralidae. Gene Ontology annotation, molecular function: ATP binding; cytokine receptor binding; non-membrane spanning protein tyrosine kinase activity.
UGUAGUAUCGAGGUCUUGACGCUCUAUGCGUGUCAUCAUACAGACAUUUUAAAAAAUUGUCCUAUGGUUGCUGUUGUGUUGUGGGUCGCGAUAAGAACUACAUUGGUUUAUAAAUAAACAUUUUAUUGAAUCAAUAUACGCUAUAAUCGUAAUAUAAAUGAAAAAAGUAACGCUUAAAAAUUGACGACACUGAUGUGAUGUGAAUUGUGAAAAAUUACAUAGAUUAUGUACUAAAACAUGUGUUAAUAAUAUCUGUGUUCAAGUUGGUAGAUCAGAUUCAAGCUUGAUAAAAAAUCAAGCUUACGAUGGCAUCGGACAAUGAAAAUGUUUCGGUUUCGGUCGUAACAGACAAUAACCCUGUUAUUAUAAACUGCUCUAACAAACGUACAGCUGAGGAAUUGUGCAUUUAUUUGUGUAAUAAAUACAACAUACCGCCCUUGACGCGAUCAUUGUUUGCGUUGAGAGUUAGAGGCACAAAUUAUUUCCUCAAAGAUAACAGCGAUGUCCUAUCAAGUAGUAGGGAUUAUGAAUUACGGAUUCGUUUCAUGGUACCAAAAUAUGAUGUUCUUUUCUCACCAAAUGAGAUUACAUUUGACUAUUAUUUCCAACAAGCCCGUAAUGAUAUCAAUGAGAACAGAAUUCCUGAAAUUAAAUAUCCGGAAUACAAGGAGCAGUUAUUAGGCCUCGGCAUCACUGACAUGGCGCGGGCUAUAAAAGAAGAACAACUUACUGUGAAUGAUGUUAUUAGAAGCAGAAAGAAAUAUAUGCCGAGGAUCAUACUCCGGAAACAUGGUCCGUUUCCUAUGAGGCGUGCUAGUAUGCACCUUCCAGCUAUAUGUGCACAAGGAUAUGGUGUCAGGCAUUAUAAGAAGUGUUACUUGGACCAACUGUAUACGUUGGCCCCAAACUAUCUUGCCGAAGAAUACGAAGAUGUGCUGUGGCUUAACAAUGAUACAGCAGUGUCUGUCAAAGUUGUAGUCGCACCAUUCCACAACCAAUACCCUGGAAUAAGAUUGUACAAUAGCAGUAAUAGAGAGUGGGUACAUAUUUGUACCAUCGAAGACUUGAUUUACCUGAUGAGGAAGGAAGAUAUUUCCUUGGAGGUAUCAAGAAAGGGUACUCCCUUGUUUUUUAAAUUCAAGACCGAGGAACAGCUGUCGUCAUUCAUCUCAGUUUGUGACGGAUAUUACAGGCUUAUGUUGAAGUGGAUUUUCAAUCUUUCGAAAGACGACGAGACGCCGUCCUUGCGGGAAUUAUAUAGAUUAAAGUGUCACGGACCUAUCAAGGGCGUCUUUUCUUACGGCAAGUUGGAAGUUAAACGUGGGAAAAAACAUGGAAGUUUUAUACUGAGACAGUCGCAAGAUGAAUAUAAUGUCUUCUUUGUGGAUGUUUGCAAUAAAAAUAACUCCGUCGACACGUACAAAAUUGAAUACAAGGGACACUGUUACAUGUUCCAAGGGGAGGAGUAUCAAAGUAUCGAAGCCAUCAUUAAACAACACAAGGACCCAGAGGGGAAAAUAUUUAUGAACGAAUGCCUGCCACCUUCUGAAUAUGAUGACUAUGAAUCUCAACUACUGCUUUGCAAACAACCCGAGAAGCAAGGCGUGCGCAUCGACCACUCCGAACUACAAGAAGCCCUGAAAAACAAUAAGAGUCCGCGAUGUCUGCUCAAUAAAGACAUCCUCUUAUAUACUGGCUCAGAAAAGUUCGGCAAAGGAGGGCUGACGAUGACCUGCAAAGCCAUUUGGAAACUGGACGAGACCAAGAAACUUAUUGUAGCGUUCAAAGCAUUGCAAAAGGAUGCGUAUUUAAAGGAGUUCGUGACGAUCGCCAGCAAAUUCGUGCACGUACAAUCCAGUUCCAUAGUCCGCUUGUACGGUAUCACAUUCAACUCGCCCACCGCUCUUGUACUGGAGUACAUGCCGUAUGGACCUCUGGACGACUAUCUAAAAAAGAACAGGGCAUCAGUGAAGCUUCUCCACCUGAAGAAGGUGUCAGCGAGUCUGGCUCGUGCUCUAUGGGACCUAUCCGAAGCGGGAGUGGUCCAUGGUCACAUUCGCUGCAGAAGACUGCUGGUGGCCGCCGCCGACUCCGACCGCCUUCUCGUCAAACUGUCCGGGCCAAGUGUGCACACCUACACUAGCGACGAUGUACAUUGGAUGCCGGUAGAUUUCUUCGCAGACAUGAACAUGGCCAAGCGUUCCGUCGUCGGAGACAUCUGGGCCUUCGCCACUACACUAUGGGAGGUGUUCUCUUAUGGAAUGUCCCCCACUGAGUUGAAUCCUGUUUUGACAGCGAAGAGCUACAUGAUGGAUAAUCGCCUGCUAUGUCCUGAACGAUGUCCGAGCGAGGUGUGGACCCUCAUCCUGCAAUGUUGGCAGUCCGACCCGUUGCGGCCGCAGGAGAUCAUGCGGGACAUCAACCACAUGCUGCAUAGAGAAUACGUGCCGACGCAUGAAUAUGAACAACCCAAGCUAACUAGUCAAUUAGCUCAUAAGGAUACUGUAGCGAGCGACAGAUAUAUGGUGACUGAACAAAGUGACGCGGGUAGCAAUAAAUCGCUCAUAUCCGACGGCAGCGCCAAUUCCAUGAAUGGAAUCAUUCCGCGGCAAUUCGAUACGAGAUUCGCCCCGUGCCUGGGCGGCGGCGAGCUGGACCUGGAGCUGGAGUGCGAGCUGGAGCUGGAGUGCGAGCUGGGCGACCGCCCGUGGCCCAUGCAGUCCAUCGAGUCGCCGCAGGGCACCACCUACCUCGUCAGCUGGAAGAAGAAGAUCGGCGGCGGAAGCUACGGGGAAGUGUACAAAGGCUGGAUGUGCGCCGAGGGUGAUAAAAACGAAUCUCAGACUGUAGUCGCGGUGAAGAAACUGACACAUCACAAGUCUAGCAAGAACGGCUCCCUCUACGACGAUUUUGAAAACGAGCUCAAGAUUAUGCAGUCUCUGAAGCACGACAACAUAGUGAAGAUCCUGGGUUUCUCCCUGGACCACAACAGCCCCGAGCCGAGCGUGUUCAUAGUGAUGGAGUAUCUGGAGGAGAGUUCGCUGAACAAUUACCUCAAGUUCCAGCAGGAGAAGCUGAACACCUGGCAUCUGCUCAAGUAUGCCACAGACAUUGCCACGGGCAUGGAGUACGUGUCGAGCCAGAACAUAGUCCACCGCGACCUCGCGACGCGCAACAUCCUGGUGGUGGACAUGUGCCACGUGAAGAUCUCCGACUUCGGGCUCGCGCGCAGCAUCCCGGAGCGGGACGCCUACCGCGUGCGCACGCCGCGGCUGCUGCCCAUCAACUGGUACGCACCAGAAUCAGCGUCUCACCCUUGGCUGUUUUCUACGAAGAGCGACGUGUGGUCGUACGGCGUUACCGCGUGGGAGAUAUUUUCGCGCGUUCGCACUGAAGUGCCCAAGUUUGAUGUCAAGAGGCCCAACGAGCGAGCUGCUUGUUUCCAAAUACCAGACGAGUGUCCGUCCGAGGUGUUCCGAGCGCUUAUGACGGAUUGCUGGGACCUAAAACCAGAGUUGCGGCCCACAUUCACCGACCUCAAACAGAGGUGCCUUCGGUUCAUGGACGAAUACAAGCAGUGUUCCUAAGAUGACUUCAUAAGCAGUCAUUGUAGGAGUAACGUUGUAUAGAAAACCCUUAGGAUAGUUUCACAGUUGUUCGGGAAAAGAAAGUUUAGUGUAAUAUGGAUACGCGCAUACAAAUUAUUGUAUAUCUAAUUUCUGUUGAAGAUGAGAGAAAAAGGAUAAUAGACCGAACCCGUAGAUCUUUUUUACGUCAGAACGUCAACAUGUUAAGAAAUGUCCAUGAGUUGAAAGGAGUGAAAUAAAAAAAGAAAGAGCGAUGAGUCAAUGCGUUUAAAUGUUUAAAUGUUAGAGUAUUUAGUUGGGCGAGUGAAAAGUUUUUGGAUGUGUGAAAAAGUGUUUGGGCGAGUGAUAGAGAGUAUUUUGGCGAAUGAUAGCGUCUUGAGCGUGCACGACUUAAGGACUUAUCCUAUUCAACCCAUCCCUACUGUUCUGAUGUGUACGGGUCGGUCCGGACGCAGAUCGUGGACCACUAUCCAGCACGGGCACUACCCGGAACAGGUCGCGUAUAGACAAAUCUGCUUCGCAAUACGUAUUAGCGCAAUGCUUUACGUUUUGAGUUCAAUUCUUUAAAAAAAAGGGUAGUGUGUUGAUAGUCUCAGUCUUUUGCUUUCCAAUUAUAAAAGAACACGAAUCGUCGAACUUUUUUACUUAGACUCUGAAACACUAUUGGCACAUGCAUGAAUUUUUUAAAGAAUUGAAUUGAUUUUUGGACACAUGUGGAAUCAACACACAUUUGACGUUAAUAUAGUAGUAGAUUCUGGUGCUACCAUGCAUUUGAUUGCCAGUGUUGAAUUUUUUAAUAGAAAGUUAAUAUGUUACACAAAUAAAGUUUGUAUCUUAUGUAGACAAUAUAUUCAAAUACAACGAAAGUUUUAGUGGGAUGACGUACUAUGGGAUAGAAAUAAGAAUAUCGUAAUUUUUUGAUGCCAUGUUCCACAAGUAUCUCAUGAGAAAUAAAAAGAAAUCUCAAUUUUUAUUUAAGAAGUCAUUGAUCUAUUUCUUCUAAUUAUACUUCUAAUAUUAAUUCGGGCGUAAAAUGUAGCUGUGAUUAAAUUUUAUACGUAUAUACACAUAGAUCAAUGACUUCUAUUAACAUGCCAUUUGUAUCUAUGUUUAUUAAGUUUAAAGUUGCAAUGCUUAGGCAGUAUCAGCAAUUAAUCUUGCCUAUGAUUUUUAAAUAUAUUUAAUUUCUUAAGUUUUGCUGUUCUUAUUAUACGUGUAAUUCAUUGAACUUAAUUAGUUCAUUUGUUCAAAGUUUCCAUUUGUUUGGAAAUAUUUUAUAUUACAGGGAAACGUUCACAGAGACUGGUUAAAUAUACGGGCUAUCCUAAAUAUUAUUUAUAUAUAUCUUGUUUUAACCUAACUUAUAUUUUGUAUUGUGUAUCGUGAACGAGAGUUAAUGAAUUUCUGAUCAUAAUGUAGUUGAUGUAAAUAUGGGUAUAAUGGUCAUGUGGUUCCUCAAUGCAUUUUGAUAGUUCCGUACAAUUUUUAGACAUAGAUUAGAACAUAGUGGGUGCAUAUUGUGUCCCUUAAAUAUUAAUGCCAUAAUUUGAAUAUUGAGCAACAUUUUUCCAUAGGUAACUCUUUUUCGUAUAAAAAUAUGCGAAAUCAUUAUUAUGCCAUUAAAAUAAAUGGGACCCAAAUUGAACCCGUACAUAGUUAAAUGUUUUUUAUUUAAUUUAAUUUGUUACAAUUAGAUGAGAGUAAGCGUAAGUGAUUCUCAUACUGUUAGAUCUUAGAAUGUGUAUGCAUGUUCUUAAAUUGGUGCAAUUUUAUGCUGUUGUUAUGCAUAUGACCUGACACAACUUUGUUAUAUGUGCCAGGAUCAAGUUGGUAUGUAAAUUGCGUAUUGUUGACCCAAUGGCCUUGGCUGUUCCCGUAUUUUUAUGACUUAAUAUCGGCAUUUGCAUGAAAUUAAUCAAUAUUCUACAAUACUUUAGUUUUAAACAAUCAUAAUAUUUAUGAGUCAAAAAAUUAUAUUCAACUUAUUGUGUAAUAGUACCUCAUUUAUGUUAAAUGGGUUUGCUAGCAUCUAUUUUUAUAUUAUUCAUGACGCACCAAUACAGAACGUUCCAAUUUCCAUGGUCAAUACACUUUUUUUCACAAUAAUGUUUAUUCGAUUGGUCUUAAGCAUUAUUGACUUACCAAAGAUGAUAUUAAUGGAAUGUUUAAUUUAGACAUUAACUUAUUUUAAGUAUAAGUUAAAUUGUAUUUUUAAAACUUGCAAUUCUUUCGUCAAUUUAAUGUACAUAUAAUGCACAAAGCGUCGUGUAGUUGUAUCAUAUUGUUAGUUAUGAUUGGUUAUAUAUGAUACAUAGGAAAUAUUUUAUAUUGUUUUAAAUGAAAUGAAUCGAUUGUAGUUUUAUAAUAACUUGAUUAUAAUUUUUUAAAUUUGAUGAGAUAGACUGACAUUUAGAUUUCUGAAUGAACUUCAUUCUAUAAAAUUAAAUUUGAGUCGGUGCUAGUUUUAGAAAACAACAUCGAAUUUGUGUGAAUAUUUCAACAAUUUUGUGGCUUAUUACAAAUUAUGACAUAUUAAUGAGUAAUCAACAAAACUUACUAUGUAUUAAUCAUUAUUUUAUAAAAUUUCUCUUUUAAUAUACUUUGUGAUGCAAGAAUAAUUAAGUUAAUUCCUGUAAAUAUUUUUAUUUUUAGAACAGGAUUUCUUUACAUCUUCAAUACACUUUUUUUGAAUAUUUGAAUUCCUUUGAUACAAUAUUUUCAUCUUUCAUUAUUUUUUGAGUUCGAGUUUAGUUUGAAGGCUUUCUACACAUUUAUCAAGUUUGAUAUUAGUAUUGUACUAGCAAGUUUUGUUAAUUAAUUAUUAUUUAUUGUCCACAAUAUUGAAAUUAGCUCUAUUGUAUAAUGGAUAAGGGUGGGAUCAAUUGUGAAAAUGUAAAGGGAACAUUUUGAAUUCUCUAGAUCAUACAGAAAAUGUACACAAUUGAUUGAUGAGUCGAUUUAAUAAAAAUAUUAAU